Molecule: messenger RNA, 2580 nt
Organism: Strongyloides ratti
Lineage: Eukaryota; Metazoa; Nematoda; Chromadorea; Rhabditida; Strongyloididae
Product: DNA mismatch repair protein MutS, C-terminal domain and DNA mismatch repair protein MutS, core domain and DNA mismatch repair protein MutS, clamp domain and P-loop containing nucleoside triphosphate hydrolase domain-containing protein
Exons: 3
Coding region: 1-2580 (859 amino acids)
Biological process (GO): mismatch repair; chiasma assembly
Cellular component (GO): nucleus
Molecular function (GO): ATP binding; mismatched DNA binding; ATP-dependent DNA damage sensor activity
Source: RefSeq, a predicted model, not a curated record
AUGUCAUUUGUUGGGCUUUCUUUAAGUUAUAGUAAUAAUAAACUUGGUGGUGCUUUAUAUGAUGGAAAUACUCACACAUUGUCACUUAUUGAAGAUAUAUCAGAAGAUUCUGAUUUUAAACUCCUAGAUACACUUCUUAUACAGACGAAUCCAACUCACGUAACUAUAAAUGUUUCACAAUCUGAUGAUUUUAUUAAAUUUGUUACUGAUAAGAGUAAUGAGCCUCGAAGAAAUUCUCAGGAAUAUGAUUCUGAAGAGUUAGAUGAAAACUAUGUUCCUGAGACACAAUUUAACACUGAUAAUAAUAAGAAAUUUAAAUGUCCAUCAUUAGCAGAUUCAAAUAUUGUUCCAGAAACCCAGGAAUUUUCUAAUGAUGAAAUUGGUGAUGAUCAAGGCGAUGGUCCAAUUAAACAGUUUCAAUUAACUGAAUGUCCCUCAAAUACCUACUCUAUGGAUGAUGCACGAAAUUUAAUUAAAAGAAUGUAUGAAUCUGGUCAAUACGAACGUAGUAAUGUGGAAAAUUAUAAUGAAGCAUUUAAAAUAGAUAAAUCUUGUGUUAAUAUGGUACAGUCUAUUGGAGCACUUUUAAAAUUGCUGGAUCGCUUAAGAGUUGGUGUUGAAUUUGAAGAUUGUUCUAUGAAAACACCAAUAAAAACUAUUAAAUUACUAUCAAUUAAUAAGAUUCUUGAAAUUGAUCAAGAUUCAUUGUCAGCAUUGGAUAUUUUUGAUAAUGAAUACCAUCCAUCAGCAACUAGAAUUUUUGGUCGUAAAUGGGGUAAUAAACCAAAGGAGGGUUUGUCAUUAUUUAAGUUUUGCAACCGAUGUUCAUCUUCAAUGGGUAAACUAGUACUAAAAUCAUGGUUUGAGAGGCCUUCUGCUGAUUUAGAAACGAUUGUCACUCGUCAUGAUGCUGUAGACUUUUUUAUGGAUGAUCAAAACAUUGAAUCAAUUAAAAUUAUUAAAAGUAACUUAAGAAAUAUUAAAUCAUUAGAACCUAUUUUUAAAAGAUGUAGAGAGGGAAUCAUGAGACCAAGUGAUUGGAAAUCAAUUUUUAUUUCAUUAACUUGUGCAUUUGUUAUCAAGGAAGAAUUAGUUAAAUGUAGAUGUUCUUUAAAAUUGUUAGAAAAUUUUGAAGAAUACUUCUCAAAAGAUAUAUCUUGUCUUUUAACUCUUUUUAGUGAAGUAGUAGAUUUCGAUGGAAUUGAAGAUGAAAAUAGGUUUGUAGCAAAAAGAUAUAUUGACAAAGAAUUAGAUAAAUUAAAAGAUUUCUAUGAUAACAUAUCUAAUGUUUUAACAGAAAUUGCUGCUGAAGAAUUUGAACUAUAUAGACUUGAAGCAUGUUCUGUUGUUUAUAUACCUAUAUUUGGAUAUUUACUUGUGAUUCCUUCUAAUAUAUUAGGACCUUUUUCAAGAAGCAUGGAGCUUCGUUUCACUGAAAAUGGUAGCAAUUUCUUUAAAACACCAAGAAUGAGGGAUUUAGAUGAAAAACUUGGUGAUAUAAAAUUUAAAAUUAGUGAUUUGGAGACGAAUAUAAAACUAAGACUUCAAAAGCGUGUUGUAGACAAUAUUGGCAAUAUCAGAAACAUUCUUAAAAUUAUUGCAUUAGUUGAUUGUGUAGUUGCAUUAGCUUCAGUAUCUAAAGAAUUAAAAUGGUGUCGACCAACAAUGGUUAAAGAACCAAUUUUAGAAAUAUCUAAAGCAAGGCAUCCAAUUGCUGAAUGUUUAGCUGGAAACUCUUAUGUACCUAAUCCUAUUAAUAGUGGAGGUUCUCAUACAAAAGUCAAAUUAAUAUCUGGACCUAAUGCAAGUGGUAAAUCUGUAUAUUUAAAAAUGACAGCUAUAUGUAGUUAUAUGGCACAAAUAGGUUGUUUUGUUCCUGCUACUACAGCUAAAAUGGGUAUUGUUGACAAAAUUAUAGUAAGAAUGUACACUUUAGAUUCAGUUCUUGAUGGGAUGUCAACAUUUGCCAAAGAUAUGAAACAAAUGGGUGUAGCAUUAAAUAGGAGUACUGGUAAAAGUUUAGUAAUUAUUGAUGAAUUUGGAAUUGGAACUAUUAAAGAAACUGGUUUAGGAUUAUUUGCUUCAAGUUUGAAUUAUUGGAUUAACAAAGGAAAAAUAAAUUGUCCACAUAUUUUUGCCAGUUCUCAUUUUCAUUCUUUACCUAAUUACUUAAAAAAUGAUCCUUCUAUUUUAUCUUAUCAUACCAUGCGAUAUCAUAUAGAAUCAGAAAAGUUAACAUUUUUAUAUUGCUUAACUAUUGGAAAAGUUGAGAGAUCGUUUGCUAAUUAUGUAGCUCUUAAAAAUGGAGUACCACAUGCUGUAAUAGAACGAAGUGAACAUGUAUAUGAAGAAAUAAAAAAAGGUGUAGACAUAAGUGAAAUAGAAAAACUUAACUAUGAUACUGAUGAAAGAGAUGGGCGUAUAGAAGAAAUAGUACAAAAAUAUAUUCUUCAGUUUGAACGUUGUGAAUUGAAUGAAGAUUAUUUGGAAUUUUUGCAAGCAAUAAAAAUGGAAUUUUUAGAAGUAUUUGAUUUGGAGGACGACGAUAAUUUACUUAGUCAUCCUAGCAUAAUAUCCUGA